CGGCAAUGUGUGUUAUGUUACUGUGAUUUAGGAUUUAGUUACAAAAUUAAAAUAAUAAUAAAUGUUUAAUGCGACUGAUUCUGUGUUGGUUUAAAGAUUUGUCGAAUAUACCUUCAGUAAACUUUUUACAGGGAAGUGUUUUUGACAUUGUAUAAUAAGUAUCUGUUUUCCUUGUUAGGUUAGAUCGAAGUGAUACGCCUAAUUUGUUGGUAGGCCCUAGGCUAGGUACACAGAAUGAAGUUGGCAUUGAUUCCACUCUUAACUUUUACUCUAUAUUUAGUUUCAAGUGUUGAAGCUCAUAAUGAUUCGUUUCUAGAGAACCCAAAAUAUCUUAGUAAUGAAGAAGUUAAAGUGCUCUUCAAACAGUUCAAAUCCAAAUACCCUACUCUGAGUGACUAUUUUAGUAUUGGGAAGUCAGUGCAAGGAAGGGACUUAUGGGUUAUAAGAAUCACUAGUGAUGUAGAUCAAAAGUCUUCCCUCAAACCCAUGUUCAAAUACGUAGCAAACAUGCAUGGUGAUGAAUCGAUUGGAAGAGAAGUCCUAAUUUAUUUAGCCCAAUAUUUAUUAGAGAAUUAUAACUCUGACCCUAGAGUCAGAAGGUUACUCGAUACUGUGGAUAUAUAUCUCCUUCCAUCCCUCAAUCCAGAUGGAUUUGCAUCGUCUGUGGAAGGCUUAUGUGACUCGCUAGGUACAUACAGAGGCAGGAAUAAUGCUAAUGGUGUUGAUCUGAACCGAGACUUUCCAGACCAGUUUGACACAAACUCAGAUGAUAACAAUCGACAACCUGAAACUUUGGCGAUGAUGAAAUGGAUCAUGAACAAUACCUUUGUACUCUCUGGAAACUUGCAUGGUGGUGCAGUUGUGGCCAGCUACCCCUUUGAUGACACCAGGAAAGGUCAAGGUGACGGGUGUUGUCACGAAAGUAAAUCUCCUGAUGAUCCUCUUUUCAAAAAGCUCGCCUUGGUAUAUGCGGAUUUGAAUCCUGAAAUGCAUGCUGGCAAUGCCUGCAAACCAGAUAACUUUAGUCAAGGGAUUACCAACGGGGCAUUUUGGUAUGAAGUGAAAGGUGGAAUGCAAGAUUUUAAUUACGUAAGAGGAAACUGCAUGGAAGUAACAUUCGAGCUAAGUUGUUGUAAAUUUCCGAAUGCAACAGAUCUCCCUACCUAUUGGCACCGCAACAAGGAAUCGUUGAUUUCAUUCAUCGAGGCAGCACGUUGGGGAGUAAAAGGUUAUGUUACGUUUAAUGAAGAAUUCAUUCCACACGCCGAGGUUCAAGUUAAAGGGAUCGACCAUAAUGUUACCUCUAACCAUGAUGGGGGGUAUUGGAGACUGCUGAUGCCUGGGGAUUACGAAAUCCGUGCUGCAGCCAAAGGGUAUGAGGCUGGACCAUGGGUGCAGAUCAAGGUUCCAGAACAUGGUUUGGAUGCCAUUGUGGCCAAUCUAACAUUGGGAGAAUCACAAGACGUUACAGGUGUUGAACUGGAGGUAAUCAAAACAAAUAUAACCGACAAAUAUGGAUUUGUGAUACCUCAGAAAUUUAUCAACCGUCAUUAUCAGAGUAUGGAGGAAGAGUUGAGGAACAUUGCCGAAGAAUAUCGAAACAUAACUCGGUUAUAUACUGUCGGUGAAAGUGUUCAGCAUAGAAAAUUAUAUGUGCUAGAGAUAUCAGAUCAUCCUGGAAUACAUGAACCUGGGGAGCCAGAGAUGAAGUACGUAGCUAACAUGCAUGGCAACGAGGCAGUCGGACGAGAACUUCUACUACUGCUGGCUCAAUACCUGUGCCAGAACUACAUGAUUGACCCUAGAAUCACCGACCUAGUCAACUCAGUCAGGAUACACCUCAUGCCUUCCAUGAACCCUGAUGGCUUUGAGAUGUCCACUGAAGGUGAUGCAACUAGCUUGAUCGGACGAGCCAAUGCCAACCAGGUUGAUUUAAACAGGAAUUUCCCAGAUAAAUAUUUGGGAGAGUAUCAAAAAGGACAGCAGGAAAUGCAACCAGAGACCAAAGCAGUAAUCAAGUGGCUUCAUCAGUACCCGUUUGUGCUCUCGGCAAACCUUCACGGUGGAGCUUUAGUGGCUAACUACCCAUAUGAUGACAAUGCUGAAAUGGUGACAGGAAAAGAAAGCCCUACAUCUGAUAACAACGUCUUCGUUAUGCUUGCCAAAACCUACGCAAACGCUCAUCCCACAAUGCACCUUGGUCUCUCUUGUCCGGAUUUCCCUCCUGAAAAUUUUGAAGGAGGCAUUGUCAACGGAGCCAUGUGGUAUGUAGUGGCCGGUGGUAUGCAGGAUUAUAACUACGAACACACCAACUGUCUAGAGAUUACUUUGGAACUUGGAUGUUUCAAAUAUCCCAAACCUCAAGAUCUUCCCACGUAUUGGUUGGACAACAGAGAACCCUUGUUGAAGUAUAUGGAACAGGUUCACCGAGGUGUCCAUGGAUUCAUCAGAAGCACUGGUGGGAACGCCAUUGCCAACGCCACUAUCACAGUAUCUGGCAUUAACCAUAAAAUCACCUCAGCCAAAGACGGAGACUAUUGGCGCAUUCUUACUCCUGGCACAUACAACAUCACUGUUUCCCAUAAAGACUAUUUGAGUCACACGUUAGAAGUUACCGUUCCUGAUAAUACUAUUGGGGUUACUUUAAACUUUACUUUGGCCCGAAAUGACCCACGUUCUUGGGCUAUGGAAUAUGAUUUUGGAAUCACCAAAAGUGUUUACCCCACUCAACGUUACCUUACAGACCAAGAAAUCCUCGAUGAGUUUGAAAAUAUGGAUCAGACAGCUCCUAAAGUGGCACAGUUCUUUAGAACAGGUGACUACGCUGGCAUUGGUAUACCAUGUCUGAAAAUUUCUCAUGAGGUCGGAGGUCCAUCUGAAUGGAAAGUAAAGAUUGCUAUAAUUGGAGGCAUGUUUGCUACAGAGCCUAUUGGCCGAGAACUGAGUGUGCGACUUGCAAGACAUUUAGUUCGUGGUUUUGAGACAAGCCCGCCCCAUAUUGUCAGUUUAUUAAAUACAACUUCAAUACACAUCUUUCCUCAGAUUGAUGAACUUUAUACAAGCUUAAAAAAGAAAAUGCAGUGUCAUAUGGACGAAUCUCUGAACAAAGUUGCCAACAUUAUUUUGUCCAACAAGACUUCACAAAGCCAAUAUGCUAGCCUCUUCCUCUCCCAUCUAGAGACGGAGCGUUUUGACUUCAUUGUCAUCUUGGAGGGUGGCGGCCCCAAUACCAUUGUGUCUCCGUCUGGUGCUAGUGAUGAAGUUACUGAGAAGAUUUUUACAAUGAUGAGGCAUAAUUUUGUUUCUGGAACAAACGAUAUUCCAUUUCAUCCAUCUAAAGGAUGUUCCAUUUCCGACAGUGCUGAAUGGAAGCAAAGACUGCUAAACACCCUUUAUGACCAAACUGGCUCCCUUGUGGUGUCAGCCAGAGCUAGUUGUUGCCAAUACUUGCCUAUAGAAGAUAUUCCUGACCUGUGGAGAUCAACCCUAUCCUCCUUCAUGGGCCUACUAUCAACCUUCAGUCAAGGAUUGAGAGGACGGGUGAUCGAUGACAGAGGUGAGGUCAUGAGAGAAGCCACAGUCCAAGUGGAGAACUCCCGACACAAAUAUCACGUUACUCCCAACGACGCAUACUUUCACAUCGUCUUAUCUCCAGGACCAUACCAAGUACAGUUUACAUGCAAGCACCAUGAAGUUACAACACUAGAUGUGAGGAUUGAACCUGGUAUCAUGCUGGAUUAUGUUGUGGUCAUGAAGACUUUGCCCAUCGAUGCUUACACUGCUGAAAUCCUUACUCCUGAUAAGGUUUCUGGCAUAUCAGGUUAUGUCAUUGACCUUGAAAAUCAUCCUGUUUCAAGAGCCUUAGUCAAGGUUGCUAACUUCACUGAAAACACCGAUGUUGAUGGCAAAUUCUGGAUACCUCUUCCUCCAGGAGAGUACGUUGUCAAUGCUACUACUGAAGGGUUCAACUUGGUUACUAAGCUAGUCAGAGUAGUUCAUCAGAAGGCUCAGAAGGUAGUCUUCAGGCUGUCCAAGGACCAGAGCGUCAUGGGGCUUCCUCGGCUGGUGUUCAUAUUUUUGUCAGGAGUGGUCGGCAUGAUGUUCCUCGGACUUUUCUUGGGCUGUUACUUGAUCUGUAAGAAGAGAAAACGUAUGGAUGAUGGAUUUUCUUUACUACCUCAGAAAACAUCAUUUUUUGAUGAUGAAGAAGAAAAGGAGUUGUUCCGAUCUCCUUUGAAAGAUCCAGAAGAAAACAAAAAACUGGUAACACACGCUUACCAUGAUGAUAGCGACAUAGAAUACGACGACAGUGGUGAUUCUGAAGAAGAUCUGAUGGUUAUAGACUCAAUGAAGAGGUAAACCACAGAACCAGAACCAGACUUGCUAACUCUGGUUAAUUCUAACACAUCAAAAUUAUUUUACAGAAUUAGCAUUUAACUUGAUUUCUAUUGCAGCAUCUGUAAGUUUUAACAUAUGUUUUAAAUGUGUAAAAUACUGAUGUAAAUAGUGAAAUGUAUUAGAUGGUUUUGUGAUGUUGUCUUGAUAGAGUUUUUAAAUCCUGAACCAUAAAGAUUUCAUGAGUAAGGAUCUCUUUCAAAACAUUUGUUUAGCUAUUUAUAAGCCAGGUAGGUUAAAUUAUUGUUUUAGAUAGUGUUCCUAGUAAACUGAUUUUAAGCAUUUUUUUGUACAGAAUAUUGUGUUAUAUGUAAAAAAUCCCCUAUCUAAAUGGACCUAGGUAUAUUUUAUGAUCAACCAUACGAUGGAUAAUAUUUUUGAAACUGGUAAAGCAUGUAUCCAAACAAGCUACUGUACUCAGAAAUCAAUAACUAAACUAUAUAGAAAUAUUUCUUAGCCUCUAUACAUUUUGGCAGCUGUAAAAUUAAUUAAUUUAAGAUGAGACUUUUUUGUGUGGCAGUUUACAUUUUUUAGCAUAAAUCCCUUAUUUAUUUAAAACUACAGUAUUAACUUUACUUGUGCUUUGUAACAGGGUACAACAACAGUUAGUAACAGUUAGUCCUUGGACAUUAUAGUAUCACCACUGAUUAUGCUCGCUGAUUCUGUUUUGUAAUUCUAACAAGUUUAAGAUCUUCUUAGACUUUAAACGAUGUUUGAGUUGUAACAGCAUUCAUUAUUUUCGAUUAUGUUAUGACUGAAGACAAAUAAAACUUAUGAAACAGAACAUUGACGUUUUCAAGGGGUUCAAAUAUUUACCAAUCCGUGUCAAUGCUAUGUUAAUUAUUUGAUCUCAGAUUCAGAUUUCCCAACUACAUUGUGUCUACUUAAUAGUGUAUGUCUUUGAUUUGAAUCAAAUGGUUCUAUAGAAUUAAGUUUUUUUUAUAUUUUACUAGGCAUGAAAUCUUGUAGUGAAA
Messenger RNA from Macrosteles quadrilineatus (aster leafhopper), 5369 nucleotides. RefSeq names its product carboxypeptidase D-like. The record is from RefSeq and is a predicted model, not a curated record. The transcript is spliced from 24 exons. Gene Ontology annotation, biological process: proteolysis. NCBI's taxonomy places the organism in Eukaryota, Metazoa, Arthropoda, Insecta, Hemiptera, Cicadellidae. Gene Ontology annotation, molecular function: zinc ion binding; metallocarboxypeptidase activity. The coding region runs from base 235 to 4359 and encodes 1374 amino acids.